AUGGGUACUCAGAAGAAGGAGAAACAAAGAAGGGUCCGCGAAGGUGACACCCGUGAUGGUAACCUUCGUGUGAAAGGUGAGAAUUUCUACAAAGAUGCUAAGAAGGUCAGGCACUUGGCCAUGUACAAAACAGGAAGAGCAGUGAGAAACGCCAAGGGUGAAAUCAUCAAGGCCGCUGCUCUCCAGUCUACAGAUGCACCAAUUGCCCGAGUGGAUCCAAACAAGAAGUGGUUUGGAAAUACCCGUGUGAUUGCCCAGGAUGCCUUGACCCAUUUUAGAGAAGCCAUGGGGGAUAAGAAACAUGACACUUAUUCGGUGCUCUUGAAGAGGAACAAAUUGCCCAUGUCUCUCCUAGAUGAAAAGGAUCAGACUGAGUCUCCAACUGCGAGGAUCCUCGAGACCGAGUCCUAUGAGCAUGCUUUUGGGCCUAAACAACAGAGAAAGAAACCCAGAUCACAGCCAGCCUCUUCUUUAGAAGAAUUGGCUCAGAUCACAGAGAACGACUCCAAGGAGUAUCAGGAGAAACAAGAGCUCAAUGCCACUCUUGGGCUUAUGGGCGGUUCCUUCUUGGACUCUGAUGAUUACACACAAACAGCCAAGGAGGCUAUUUUUCACAAGGGCCAGUCCAAGAGAAUUUGGAACGAACUUUACAAAGUCAUCGACUCUUCCGAUGUAGUAAUUCAUGUUUUGGAUGCGAGAAACCCCUUGGGCACUCGCUGUGAAAGUGUGGAGAAAUACAUCAGAGAGGAAUGCUCCCACAAACACUUGAUUUAUGUGUUGAACAAGUGUGAUCUCGUACCCACCUGGGUAGCGGCUGCUUGGGUCAAGCAUUUGUCCAAAUUUUACCCAACCUUGGCGUUUCACGCUUCGAUCAAGAACUCUUUUGGUAAGGGUUCCUUGAUUCAGUUAUUGCGUCAAUUCUCUACAUUGCAUUCGGACCGCAAGCAAGUCUCUGUCGGUUUCAUUGGAUACCCGAACACAGGUAAAUCGUCUAUCAUCAACACCUUGCGCCAGAAGAAAGUGUGCCAGGUUGCACCCAUCCCGGGCGAGACCAAGGUGUGGCAAUACAUCACUUUGAUGAAGAGAAUCUUCUUGAUCGAUUGUCCUGGUAUUGUUCCUCCAAGUAACAAGGACACGGAAGCAGACAUUUUGUUCAGAGGUGUCGUGAGAGUUGAGCACGUCACCAAUCCGGAGCAAUAUAUCCCUGAUAUGCUCCAGAAGUGCGAGAGGAAACAUUUGGAGAGAACUUACGAAAUCAAAGGCUGGAGUAAUUACGAAGAAGAUCCUUCGCUUCUAGAAAAAGCCAGUACGGAGUUCAUUGAGCUAAUAGCCAGAAAACAAGGUAGAUUGUUGAAAGGUGGAGAGCCAGAUGAGAGUGCGGUUGCGAAGCAAGUGUUAAAUGACUUCAACAGAGGUAAGAUUCCAUGGUUUGUUCUGCCUCCAAAAGACGAGGAGGUGAGAACAGGCGAAGACAAGAAGGCUGAGUACAAAAGGAAAAGAGAAGAGAGGGAACUCGAAAGAGACGCCGAGGAGUCUGCCAAAAGAUUGAAGAUGGAAGAGGGCGAAGAAUCUGAGGAGGGUGAGGAAGAGGAGGAUCAGAAUAAUGAUUUUGCUAAGGAAAAGUCAGAAGAGAGUGAAGAGUAG
Candidozyma auris is the source of this 1644-nucleotide messenger RNA. It is a transcript of the gene NOG2, whose product is annotated as putative GTPase. NCBI's taxonomy places the organism in Eukaryota, Fungi, Ascomycota, Pichiomycetes, Serinales, Metschnikowiaceae. The record is from RefSeq and is a predicted model, not a curated record. Gene Ontology annotation, cellular component: nucleolus. The transcript is spliced from 2 exons. The coding region runs from base 1 to 1644 and encodes 547 amino acids. Gene Ontology annotation, molecular function: GTP binding.